AUGAUUAUAACCUUAGAAGACAAAAAGAAAAUAAUGCCAACAUUAGAUAAUAUGUUGACAAUAUGUUAUGGAUGUCGUACAUUGAUCGAUGAUCGUUAUUAUUUAAUGGCUGUUGAUCGUAGUUGGCAUUUAUCUUGUUUAAAAUGUUUUGAUUGUGGUAUGUCACUUGAACAAGAACGAACAUGUUUUGCACGAUAUGGACAAAUUUUUUGUAAAGAUGAUUAUAUAAAACGAUAUUGUUCUCGUGUUUGUGCACGAUGUCAUACAAUUAUUCGACAAGAUGAAGUUAUUCUACGUGCUAAACAAUUUAUUUUUCAUUUAGAUUGUUUUACAUGUAUUACUUGUAAUCUUCUUCUUCAUCCAGGUGAUGAAUUUGGUUUAAAAGAUGAUUUAAUUUUUUGUCGUCAUCAUUUUUUUUGA
Messenger RNA from Rotaria sordida, 420 nucleotides. The record is from the annotation of a GenBank genome assembly. Lineage: Eukaryota; Metazoa; Rotifera; Eurotatoria; Philodinida; Philodinidae.